AUGUCCGCGCCUCAACCCGACCAGGGCCGCACGAAGCGCAAGCGCCCCGCUGACGCUGCGGAGCCGCGCAAGAAAGCCGACCGGCACCCACCAGGGCAAAGGGCCGCGUCUCUCAUCGGGCCCCACGAAGCCAUCGUCGACGCCCUUCAGGCCAAGUACGAUGUCCUCGUCGCGUCCGUCAUCUCGUCGACCCAGAUCCGCAAGCGAGUCGAGCUGGCCGUGGCGCGCAUGGCCGCCGUCGUCGCCUCGCCCGAGAAGCCGCGCAUCGUCCUGCUGCAUGCGAAGACGGCGCAGGUCUGCAAGAUGAUUACCAUUGUGGAGCAGUGCAAGCGCAUCUUGGCCGAUGAGGGCAAGGCUUGUUACCAGUACAACCAGCUUUUCGACCUACCCGUGGAACCGCGCAGGCCGGACGUGGUGGAGGAGACGGUCCUUGAUAAGGACGGCGAGGAUUCCGGCCACGACGACUUUGAGGUCAUGGGCAGCCGGUUUGAACAGGCAGUGCUCCCGCCCCCUCCGGCGCGAACCGUUAAGUCAAUGAGAAUCUUCCUCUCUAGACAGCCGAUACCAGAACUCGAGAAGAAAGACGACGUCACGAUACAAACAAGCGAGGGGCCCAAGCAAUGA
Messenger RNA from Hirsutella rhossiliensis, 624 nucleotides. RefSeq lists its product as uncharacterized. The record is from RefSeq and is a predicted model, not a curated record. Bases 1 to 624 code for a protein of 207 amino acids. The transcript has a single exon. NCBI's taxonomy places the organism in Eukaryota, Fungi, Ascomycota, Sordariomycetes, Hypocreales, Ophiocordycipitaceae.